This is a messenger RNA of Colletotrichum siamense, 420 nucleotides long. RefSeq lists its product as uncharacterized. NCBI's taxonomy places the organism in Eukaryota, Fungi, Ascomycota, Sordariomycetes, Glomerellales, Glomerellaceae. The record is from RefSeq and is a predicted model, not a curated record. The transcript has a single exon. The coding region runs from base 1 to 420 and encodes 139 amino acids.
AUGAAGUUCUCCAACACCCUUCAAGCUUUCACCCUUGCCAUUGCUGGCCUUGCCCAGGCACUUCCCUAUGGCUGGUACGAAGGAACCACGCUUUCGAAUGGCACCAUGGAAGCCAAGCCUCUCGGUGCCAGCGACACCAAGCUCUUCACCAUCGAGCCAUCCGCGGACUGGGAGAACUCCGUCAGCGAGCGAAGCGUCGAUGGUGGUGAACCUGUCUCUCGUCUUGGUAGACGGUCCACCUCCUGCUGGGGCUCAGCUCUGGACCGAGCCGGCACCGAUGCCGCCGUCUCGGCUUGGAAGAACAAGGUCGGACCAACUGGAGCCUUUGCUCUCCGUUCCGGCAGCAAUCUAAAGGCUAUCUGGUUCAUUCGAAGCAGCAUCUCUGCAAGUACAAUCAGAUUAAUAAACUAUUUAACCUAA